UUGGCCGUUGCUAUUGCUAACAGGUCGGCCGCUCUUUUCCACUUGAAGAGGUACAAUGAAUCACUGAUUGAUAUAGAUUUGUCUCUUAGCAAAGGCUAUCCCCAACAUUUACUCUUCAAGCUCUAUGAAAGAAAGGGUGAUUGUUUGAAAAUUCUUGCAAGUUCCUGCAAGGUGUCCUUCAGGGAAGAUAUGGGCAGGCACAUAAGAGCUGUGAGAGAUAUUAUGCCUGGGGAGAUUGUACUAAUCGAAAAACCUUUUGCAUCAGUUCUUGUUCCUCAACAGUACUGGAUGCGUUGUAAUGUUUGCUUGAAACCGACAGUUAACUCGCUACCAUGCCCCAAUUGUGUUAAUGUCAUCUUCUGCUCUGAAGAGUGCUGCAAAGAAUCGCAGAAAAGUUUUCACAGGUUUGAAUGCAAGAUAUUAGGCUACUUCAAAUUGCUGGAGUUGGAUAGGUUUGCACUUCUUGUUUUGAGGACGAUUCUGACUCUGCCUGCCAACACCGUGAUGAAUUACACUAAAUCAAAAAUGAGCAGUCGCUACAGUAAAAGUAAAAAAAUAAUUUUAAAUGAUAAAAAUCAGUAUUCCUGGGAUGACUACAACACCAUCUGUGACCUGGUCACUAAUGAAGAUAAGAAAACAGCGAAAGAGUUAUUUUCGAAAUCAAUAAAAUCUUUCAUGCUGCUGAAACUGCUAGAGCAGACUGACUACUUCAAUGAUAUCCCAGUAGAAGACCUACCAGCUGUGAAGAUACAAGCAACCACACAAAUGCUAAACCACUUACUCUCAUUUCCAUGCAAUGCGCACGAGAUCUUUGAAAUCAGACUGGACCCAUCGUCGGUGGCUGCCUCUGUAUCAUCGGAGGUUGGAGCCGGCAUUUACUCAACACUCAGUCUCUUCAACCAUUCGUGUGAUCCACUUGUAACCCGAGUAUUUUAUGGUGAUGUAUGCGUUGUUAGAGCUAUGGGUCUCAUAAAAAAGGACGCUGAAGUCACAGAUAACUAUGGUGCUGUCUUCCAAAUGUCACAACUUGAUCUGAGACAAGUGCAGCUCUCACAAUACUGCUUCAAAUGCACUUGUGACGCUUGCAAGUAUGAUUGGCCUCUAUAC
Helobdella robusta is the source of this 1107-nucleotide messenger RNA. RefSeq lists its product as hypothetical. The transcript has 2 exons. The record is from RefSeq and is a predicted model, not a curated record. Gene Ontology annotation, molecular function: protein binding. The annotation marks the transcript as partial. Lineage: Eukaryota; Metazoa; Annelida; Clitellata; Rhynchobdellida; Glossiphoniidae.